This is a messenger RNA of Myxocyprinus asiaticus (Chinese sucker), 660 nucleotides long. RefSeq names its product RNA-binding Raly-like protein. NCBI's taxonomy places the organism in Eukaryota, Metazoa, Chordata, Actinopteri, Cypriniformes, Catostomidae. The transcript is spliced from 7 exons. The record is from RefSeq and is a predicted model, not a curated record. Bases 1 to 660 code for a protein of 219 amino acids.
AUGGUUGAGGGCGCCCGGAUGAAGGGUGGCAACAUCUGCCAGAAGAACGGAGGCACCAUCGCCCUGCACCGUAAUGGAGAGGACGCCACUGAACCGGUGCAGGCGUCUGACAUGAGCAUGACAGAAGAUCAGAAGUCCACACGCUCGAAGCUGCUGGGAGUCAAGAGGCCGGGCAGCACUGCGUAUGGGGUGUAUGAUUACCAGCGCAUCUCCUCAACUGUGUCUCCUCUGCCUUACGGUUCCAGUCUCGCCAAACAACCUCGCUCCACCUCGUCCUCCGUACAUAGCCAGAAACGAAGUCGUGACUGUCCCUCAUCCAGGAGCUCCAGACCUCACUUGUCCAGCAAACCCAAGUUGAAGAUGGAAGAGCUGCAAGUGAUAAAGCGAGAGCUGACUGUAAUAAAGGUGCAGGUCGAUGGGCUGUUGAACAGUCUGGACAGGAUGGACAGACAAAGACAUGGGUCCACAGGUGUUGCAACUUCACCUUUAUCUCAGGAUGGGAGUUUAGGAGGCUUGUUGUCACAUCCUUCAGUCAGCAGUCCAGAAGCUUCUCCCCGAAGCCUCAGUCCCCACUGCAGGCCCCGGAGAGACAGUCCUGAGCUGGGAGAGGCCAGCGAUGAUGACACACUCUCCACACACUAUGAAUCGGCUCAGUUCUGA